UCUGUUCUGUGGCCUCUCUGUUCCACCUCUGGGUUCGACGCCAUUACUGUUUAGGGAUGAAGAACACUACCAACAACACAAAGCUGCUCAUCCUCCACCCUUCGCUCCACAAGCAAGCAGGCUCUCACCGUGUAUGGAUUCUCGCUUUCGUUACUUUCUUCACAUUCGCAUUCCUUCUAACCCUGAUCAACACUAGGGAUUCCAUCUCCUCCUCCUCCUCCUCCCCUGUAGCUGGCACUAAUGUCCAAAGCAGGCUACCCACAACAAUCGCAGACGCCCUCCUCCACUAUGCUACGAACUCGAACACCACCGGAAAAAUGACCGCUUCGGAACUCAAAUCCAUCGCCGAAGCACUCCACAACUGCCCUUCCACUCCCUGCAAUUUCUUAGUAUUCGGUCUAACCCAUGAGUUCCAGCUCUGGAAAGCCCUAAAUCACAAUGGCCGCACAGUGUUCCUCGAUGAGAAUGAAUACUACAUCGCUUAUUUCGAAGAAAAGCACCCUGACAUGGAAGCGUACGAUGUAUCGUAUACAACCCAGGUGAGCCAGAUGACGGAACUCAUCAACUCUGCAAGAGAACAGCUUCGGAACGAGUGCAGACCUGUUCAGAAUCUACUCUUCUCCGACUGCAAACUUGGGAUUAACGAUCUCCCCAACCACUUAUACGAUGUGGCUUGGGAUGUCAUCUUAGUGGAUGGGCCAAGAGGGUAUUAUCCGUCGGCGCCGGGGAGAAUGUCGGCGAUCUUCACCGCCGGUGUUCUGGCGAGAAGCAAGAAAGGUGGAGAUGCCAAAACAGAUGUUUUCGUUCAUGAUUUCCAAAGAGAAGUAGAGAGGGUUUGCAGUGAAGAGUUUCUCUGUAAGGAGAACCUGGUGGAGUCAAAAGACCUGCUCGCCCAUUUCGUGGUCGAACGAAUGGACGGUGGCGCCGCUUCGGAAUUCUGUCGUAACCGUACAUCAUCAUGA
Molecule: messenger RNA, 962 nt
Organism: Telopea speciosissima
Lineage: Eukaryota; Viridiplantae; Streptophyta; Magnoliopsida; Proteales; Proteaceae
Product: protein IRX15-LIKE-like
Exons: 2
Coding region: 57-962 (301 amino acids)
Biological process (GO): xylan biosynthetic process
Source: RefSeq, a predicted model, not a curated record